AUGAGGGAUAUUCGAUCCCUCAUCUUCAGCAUGGAGAUAUUUUGUAAAGCAAUUUGCAGACAAUUUGACAUCAUAGCCUUAGAUCGAAAGGACAUACAUAAAAAUGGCCAAGGAAUCGAUAAUUCGAAUGGAACUCAACUGCAGAGGCAUGUGGAUGAUGUCACCGAAGCUCUGUCAAUUCCUGGUAUAAAAUCAGCUGAUUUUCAGUCAAAAUCUCAGGAUGUUGACUUGUCCUCAUCGGAACAGUGGCUGGCUGACUUUAUUCUAAGAGAAGAAGACAUGGCUUCCAUUAUUGCGAACUUGCCUUCUCCACCAUUGUUGGUCCAUGGUAAAAAGACCCUUUUCAGCACUCUUCAAAUGCUCCCUCUUUCUCCCAUUAAAGAAAGACAGAGCCGUGUUGCUGUUGUUGUGAAGGCUACUGGGGAAAGCUCUGAGUCAUCAACCUCCCUCAGCAUUGUUAAGUCUGUUCAAAACAUUUGGGAAGAUUCUGAAGAUAGGCUGGCGCUUGUUGGUUUGGGGUUUGCAGCACUGGUAGCCAUUUGGGCAUCAGCAAAUCUCUUAAUGGCCAUUGACAAGUUGCCUGUUGUCCCAAGUGCUCUAGAAUUGAUUGGCAUACUUUUUUCUGCGGUAAGUAAUUUACCUCAACUUAUGGUUUUUACGAAUGUUAGAGCAAACGAAAAGGAACUUUAA
This is a messenger RNA of Dovyalis caffra, 690 nucleotides long. The record is from the annotation of a GenBank genome assembly. NCBI's taxonomy places the organism in Eukaryota, Viridiplantae, Streptophyta, Magnoliopsida, Malpighiales, Salicaceae.